Molecule: messenger RNA, 675 nt
Organism: Sporothrix schenckii 1099-18
Lineage: Eukaryota; Fungi; Ascomycota; Sordariomycetes; Ophiostomatales; Ophiostomataceae
Exons: 1
Coding region: 1-675 (224 amino acids)
Source: RefSeq, a predicted model, not a curated record
AUGACCAGAUGGCAAGGUGAAAGGAGAGGACGUUGGCGGUUGAACCAGACGCGACAAUCCUCUGGUUCUGGUGCGCAUGUUUUUUGUUCUCAACCUAGGAAGGCAACGCAGAUGAGUGGCGGUACCACGCCUCGUACCGCGUCUCUGUGCCCGAGCUUGGACUGCCUUCCUACGAAGUUCUUUCCACAACGGGUCGCUGGACGAAUCAAUGGCGUCCCAGAAACGGCGUUUGGACCAGGAUUGUUCGCAAUCCCUGGCAGUGCCAGCAACGAGUGGGUGUCGUAUUAUGUCCAGACUGGAAGCAUGGAAGUUGUCCUGGGAUUGGGAGGUGGCCAUGCAGUCGAGGCGGUUUCGUAUUUUUCCGAGCGCUUGGGCGCUGGGACAGCCAAGAAACACGCGGACGUUUUUCGUUUCUGCUUUCAGACUUGGAAAGGGAACGCUAUUGGAGGCUGCGGAGGGAGAAAGACGGACUACACAGUAUUGUCGGACACCUUGCCAGGUGGCCAGGGGUGGAGAGAGGGUCGGGUGACCCGUCCGAUGCUCAGCAACUCGUUCGCGCUGCGCGAAAUGAGGACGAAGAGAGACAAAAGGACCACGGAACAUGUCCGUUCACAGACGGUUGGGCCUCUUGAUUCUGAAAAGGGCGAUGCAAUUACGACAUACGGCAUACAGUGA